AUGUCCAACAAUCUAUAUUACUUGCUGGAGAGUGGAGAAAGGCGUGCCCUUGGAGUAUUUGUGGAACUUGGUCUUGAGGAUGUCGUGGACGUUAUCGGGGUUAGAGGUGAUGUUAUCAAAGACGUGGGAGUGGAUGCUUUGAUCUGGCAUAUGCUAGAUGAAUACUUCGAAGUCAGAGUCAAAACGAAAAUCAAGAAUCUGAAGACACAACUAAAAACGUUCAAGAAGCAAGGAUCAAUUGUAGCUGAAUACAUUGCAAAGUUCAAUCAGGUGACAGAUUCUCUAAAUGCUCUUAUAGCACCACUUACAAAGGAAGAAUACAUAGAAGCUGCACUAGGAGGUCUCAAUGAAGAAUACAGUGUUUUCAUCACAGUUACAACAACAAGAAUGGAGCACAUGUCAGAAAGCGAUCUCGAAUCACGAUUACUUACACAAGAGGAACUGAUCAACAGAUUCAGAAAUACUAAAUUAGGUCCUGUCCAUGCAAAUGUGGCUCAAAGCAGUAAGGUAUACGAGAAGACUCAAGACAGAAAUUACAACAACUAUAGUGGCAGGGGUGGAUUUAGAGAAAUACGAGGCAGAGGCUAUCCUAGAAGUUCAUGGAGGUUAACAUGGUGGCAAGGCAACAGACUUCAGUGCCAGCUGUAUGAAAAGGUAGGCCAUACAGUUGUACAGUAUUACCACAGGUUCAAUUAG
Arachis stenosperma is the source of this 696-nucleotide messenger RNA. RefSeq lists its product as uncharacterized. The transcript is spliced from 2 exons. The coding region runs from base 1 to 696 and encodes 231 amino acids. The record is from RefSeq and is a predicted model, not a curated record. Lineage: Eukaryota; Viridiplantae; Streptophyta; Magnoliopsida; Fabales; Fabaceae.